UAAAAGCAGAGUGUCGAGGAGGUAGAGUUCAGAAUGAGAAUAAAGACUUUCAUUGAAAAUGAAGCCAUUUGUUAUUGUAUAUCUCUGUCUCUGCACAUUGGCUUUGUACACCAUUGUAAAUGCAGAUGGAGGCACAGUUCCAAACUGUUGUCUGAAGGUGUCUAAUACAUUUCUGCCCAUUAGUAAAAUCAAAAGUCAUUAUUCACAAAAAAAGGACGGAAGGUGCCCAGUUGACGCUGUUGUAUUCAGCACAGUUAAAGAGAAGACAGUCUGUUCAGACCCCAAAAAAACCUGGGUAAAGAGAGUAAUCAAACAACUCGAGAACAAGAAAAUGACAACACAAGAAUAUCCAAGUAGCACUGGGAAUGAUAGGAUAACAGUCACUCCAGACAGCUAACCAAAUGAUUUUUAAACUUUAGUUCUGAUUCCUUCAUAAUUCUAUAUGUACUAUGCAUCAUUAAACUAACGGUCAAAUCCUAGUAGGUUUAUGUUAUUACUAGAUUUCCUAACAAAUGCAUUGGUGUAAAUAAGUACAUAUUCAGCAAACAAUGAUUUUGAAUGUAAAUCCAAUGCAAUGUUGUUCUGAGUUAUUGAGGUUUGUGAAAAGUAUUGCGCAGUUACAUAUUUUGAGAACAGUAACAAAAUAUAUCCCUCCAGACUCAUGCAAAAAGCUUGUAAAGACCAAGACAUGACAUUUUAAAGCUGGGAUAAAUCAAACCAAAGUGUACUACAGAUACUGUACACUGAGUGGGCUUCAAUACUUAAAGGCUUUUCUAUACUAGAUAUAUUAUUGUUCAGUUUUUUUGGACAAAUGGUAAAAUGUGUAUUGUCACACAUUUAACUUUAAUUUAUUAAUUAUUUAAAUAAGCAGUAAGUAAAACAUAUAUAUUUGUGUGGUUAGUUUGAAGAAACCAGUGCAGCACACUGCAACUAGUAAUGGAAAUGUUUGUUUUUUUUCUAUUAUUUCAAGUUCUAUGACAAAAAUUGUAAAAUACUUAAGCAUGUGUUAUUCUCAAUAAGCUUUAUAUUGACAAAAAUGUAUUUAGUUGUUUGUUGUUAGUUGGUCACUAUGUUACAAUUGAAUGCUGCCUACUGUAUGUGUUGUGAAUGUAUGUCAUUAUAAGCCACUUAA
This is a messenger RNA of Polyodon spathula (Mississippi paddlefish), 1132 nucleotides long. RefSeq names its product eotaxin-like. Bases 59 to 397 code for a protein of 112 amino acids. Gene Ontology annotation, biological process: neutrophil chemotaxis; chemokine-mediated signaling pathway; cellular response to interleukin-1. The transcript is spliced from 3 exons. The record is from RefSeq and is a predicted model, not a curated record. Gene Ontology annotation, cellular component: extracellular region. Lineage: Eukaryota; Metazoa; Chordata; Actinopteri; Acipenseriformes; Polyodontidae. Gene Ontology annotation, molecular function: CCR chemokine receptor binding; chemokine activity.